Spodoptera exigua (beet armyworm) is the source of this 441-nucleotide messenger RNA. Lineage: Eukaryota; Metazoa; Arthropoda; Insecta; Lepidoptera; Noctuidae. The record is from the annotation of a GenBank genome assembly.
AUGUCAGGCGGCCAGGGCUCCGCCCGGAGGCCGCAGCGCUCGGGGGGCGGCGGCACGCUGCCCGCCAACGGAUUCACGUACAUUGGCGGUGAUACGCGCCCGCAUCAGCCGCUCACGCUAAAUAAUGGCGCACCAGCUCAUCACCUUAACAAUGGCUCUUUGCGCUCAUUACCUGAUAAAAAGAAAAACCGCAACGGCGUCGUCUGCCACCCAGAGAACUUCCAGCGCAACCUCGACACGCGCUAUUCGAGGAAACAAGAGAAUGGCUACAUGCGCAACUCUGAGACCAUUAUAGGUUUCCCGCGCAACGAGCGCGAAUACGAGCGCGAGCACAGCGAGUACAGUGAGCCCGAGUACUCCAUCAUCCCGGAGAACGGGUACGGCCGGCCGCUGGACGAGUACCCUCGCGCCUGCUCGCACUCGAACACCUUCAACUGCUGA